Molecule: messenger RNA, 1386 nt
Organism: Rhincodon typus (whale shark)
Lineage: Eukaryota; Metazoa; Chordata; Chondrichthyes; Orectolobiformes; Rhincodontidae
Gene: fgl1
Product: fibrinogen-like 1
Exons: 8
Coding region: 118-1068 (316 amino acids)
Biological process (GO): negative regulation of T cell activation; regulation of immune response
Source: RefSeq, a predicted model, not a curated record
CACCAGAGAUAAAAUCAAAAACACUGAAAGCAGCUGAAGCUAAAACUCUCAGUUCCCCGCGCCUUGGAGCUCACAGGAGUUAUCUUACUUCCAUUGUCAGAAACGAAAAGUUGUAAAAUGCAGCGAGUCUCAGUUUGCGUGUGUUCCCUCUUGGUCUGUAUCUUGUUGCUGGGCUGCAGUCGCGCGACACCAGUUGACUGUCAACAGGAACAAGAACGACUGAGAGCUCAGGUGAAAGCUCUGGAAUUACAGAUUAAAAGGCAGCAACUACAGAUUCAGCAGCUCUUAAAUGAAAGGGAAAAUGUGCAUGACACCAGUGCUUCAGAAGAUGGUGCUACUAAUGAUCUCGGAGGAAGAAAUCUCUUUGCAGACUGUGCAGAGAUCUACACCAGUGGGGCUAGAUGGAGUAAGUUUUACAGAAUUCAGCCAUUGUCAUCUCCCACAAGCUUCAAGGUGUACUGUGAUAUGACAGAUGGUGGUGGCUGGACUGUCAUCCAGAGACGGACUGAUGGCAGUGAAAACUUUGACAGAGUCUGGUCUGAUUACAAGGAUGGCUUUGGAAACUUUCAAUCUGCCAAUGGAGAACAUUGGAUUGGAAAUGAUAACUUGAAUCACCUUACAUCACAGGGAGACUACACUUUGAAAAUUGAUCUUACUGACUGGGAUGGUGCAAAACGUUAUGCCCAAUAUAGAAGUUUCAGAGUUCAAAAUGAGCAGAAUUCAUACCAGUUAAGCUUUGGUGAGUAUUCUGGAACUGCAGGAGACUCACUGAGUGGUACAUAUCAUCCAGAAGUUACAUGGUGGGCCAACCACAAUGGCAUGAGGUUCAGCACAAAGGAUAGGGAUAAUGACCGUUAUGAGGGAAACUGUGCAAGGGAAGACAAAGCUGGAUGGUGGUAUAACAGAUGUCACUCUGCUAACCUGAAUGGACACUAUUACAAGAGAGGACCUUUCACUUCAAAAACAGAUGAUGGAAUUGUUUGGUAUACUUGGCAUGGAUGGUGGUAUUCACUAAAGUCUACAGUUAUGAAGAUACGACCUUCUGAAUUUGUACCAAGCACAGAAUGAGUGUUCCUACCCUUCAUGAAAUUAAUGUAAAUGUGUAUUAUUGUAUCGCAAUCUUUUCUGUGAACAAUACCUUGUUCAGUAUUCCAUUGUAUUGCACAAUUAUUCCUCUGCCAGGUUCAGAAUGAACAUUAUUUGAUCAACAGAUAAUGUCCGUUUGUGCUUUUUCAUUAGCAGCCCUUAUAUAAUGUUUGGAUUGUGUCAGAGUGAAAGUGGCUCACUACUUAUGAUUGUGGGGCUUCAAUGCAUUUUACGUUAUCCUAGCAGGAUGCAAACAGUAUACUGUUACAAUUUAACUGAAAUAUAUUUGAAGAUAAAACA